GAAAUCACUUCUCCUGGUCAUAGCCCUUGCCCAAAUCAUGGCAUCCUCCCAGAAAAAGCCACAAAAACGCAAGUCUGCUGCAGCAGACUCCCUCGUCCACGUGUCUGUUGGCGACUCGUCUAGAGGGUCAGGCCCCGCUUUUGUCAACUUUCCCUCAGUAAAGCCUUCCAAGAAAAUCCCUUUCACAAUGUAUACCCGAGACGCCGCUACCACUGCCGAUUUGACAAAACAACACACCCUUAUUGCCGGUGAAACAGAAGACGUUGAGUUCUUCAGUACAAAUAGGGACCGAUCCAACAAUCCCGAAGGCGUAGACUGCCAGUAUCUUCCGGCUGUCUAUGACCCAUCAACCCGAACAGUCCACGUACACCCAUCUGCUCCACUCUAUCUCGUCGCCCACCGUGCUAAACGACUUCGUACCGUUCCGCUGACUGUCCCACCCGAUCAAGCUGCUAAGGCUCAAUGGCGUACCCAACGUAACGAUCUUGGUGAAACCUUCGGCACGCGAAAAGCUAAGGCUCAAAUCAAGAGCGAAGAGAAGAACAGAGUUGAUGCAGGUGCUAUGAAGGAUGUUAAGGGUCACUUGAUGGAAAGCAUUGGAGAGCUCGAAGAGGAGAACGACUCAGUCGCUCCUAGCGAGUUUAUCCCGAACCCUAACACUGACACCGCGGAUCCCACCGAAGUCUACACUCGCGAGUCCAUAAUUACUACACAAGAAUGGGCCGCGAUCGAUGCUUCACGUUUGUUGGCGAUCGAGGACGAUAAAGAGAGGGCGAGUGCUCUUCCUUACAAGCGAAGCUCAUGGCUCCAAUACAAGAGUAGAGCAGUGGCCAAUAUCAAGGAUAAGACCGCUCGAAAAACUCAAAUGAAAUAUCUAUACUACCUUUCCUGCCUUUUAACGCUCCUUGAUUUUAGCCCUCGUCUCUCCAAAACUCCCGUCCACAAACUCGCCCCCGCUUUCCCCCAAGUCCCUCGCCAAAUCAUUGACGGCAUGCUGAGUCGUUUUGCGGAGCCUAACGGUCUCAAGCACAAUGUGACAGAAAAGACCAAGACCAAGCUUCUCGUGUGGAUCUGUUUGUUAUAUCUGAUCCUUGAAGGUUAUUCGGUUGAGGUUGCGAAGGUCGCAAAGGAAUUAAAGAUGGAGCCUGCCAAGGUCGCCACUCUCUACAAACAGCUCGGUUGCAACGUUAAGCUUGCCUCUCCUGCUGAGCGUGAAGCACAGGGUAUCACUCUCGCUCAGGCUAACGCAGCUCGUCGUGCUGUCCUCGUUGCCCCUGUCAGAUUCCCCAAGCUCAAACGACGCGGCCCUGUCAAGCGCUGAUCUGGUAUCAGCAUGAAAAGGAUAGUGCGUUACAUGGCGUAUCUGCAUCGAAUCUGCGUUAUGAGUAUAGACUUGGGUAUAUAUGUAUGGUCAUAAAGCAUUAAGCAUCUUUUUUUAGCCGGAAGCUUUUAAAGCCUUACGCUCUCUCUUUAACGGUACUUGAACGCGUUCUGGGACCUGUUGGCCCUCGUUGUGUACGUUGACCUCGAGAUUUCAAUGCCCGAGCCACCUGAACUCUUCGCCCUGCAUCCUGAUUAGAAACAUUUUUUGCCAAUGCUGUCCUUGCGUGCGCUCUCCCUUUGAUUCUAGCCAUCAUUGAGGGUGUGGGAAUACUACUCAUCUGAAGAAUGGCCGCAUCUCUUCUCAUCGCAGCAUCCUCUGCCUCGACACUAUAGCAACUCCUCAUCUUGCCCUGGUAAUUUCUUACGGUGAUGCAGCCUCCUUUUCUUAGAUGAUACGCAGUCUCGGCGUCAAGCCACACAAGCUGGCCCAUCUCCGACGGUUCAUCAGGAUAGGGGACGAGGUUAGAGAGAUGAAGACUUUCGUUCGAAGGACGAUUGAGUAGGGCUGGUGGAAUCAGAUGCUUGCCUACUCGGGGAUCGGAAAAAUGAGGGUUUUGGAUAAUGCGCGGUGUGACAGAGGUGCAAGGGCCGCCGAGCAAUUGAGAGGGGAAGGAAGUUGAAUGGGUUUUGUCGGAGAGGUUGAGCGCGGAUAAACU
Cryptococcus deneoformans JEC21 is the source of this 2039-nucleotide messenger RNA. Its product is annotated as expressed protein. The record is from RefSeq and is a predicted model, not a curated record. Gene Ontology annotation, biological process: nucleolar large rRNA transcription by RNA polymerase I; transcription elongation by RNA polymerase I; RNA polymerase I preinitiation complex assembly. Gene Ontology annotation, molecular function: DNA binding. Gene Ontology annotation, cellular component: RNA polymerase I complex. Bases 38 to 1321 code for a protein of 427 amino acids. The transcript is spliced from 5 exons. NCBI's taxonomy places the organism in Eukaryota, Fungi, Basidiomycota, Tremellomycetes, Tremellales, Cryptococcaceae.